UCCAUGUCCCUGGAUGGUCUACUGUUCGUAUGAUAGGAGGAAACAGAAGUUGAUGGUAAAGACAUACGUCAAUGACCAUAAGUGUGAGAGGACAGGAUAUUCCAAGAUACUUAAGAGGUCAGCAAUUGCAAGUCUAUUUGCUGAGAGGUUAAGGCUUAAUCCUAAGCUCACGGUAAAGGAGAUACAGGCUGAGAUCUUGAGGGAGUAUAAGAUGGAAGUUUUAGAAAACUCAUGCAUUAAGGCCAAGACGAAGGUGAUGAAAGAAAGGAGGAAGACCCAUGAGGAGCAUUUUGAUAAAAUCUGGGAUUACCAAGCAGAGAUAUUGAGGAGCAAUCCUGGAUCAACCAUGAAAAUUGAGACCAUACCAGGAGCCAUUGUUGGAAGCAAGCAGAGGUUCUACAGGCUCUACAUGUGUUUCCAAGCACAAAAGGAAGCAUGAAAGAAGACUUAUAGGCCUGUUAUUGGCUUAGAUGGAGCCUUUUUGAAAUGGGACAUUAAGGGACAGUUGUUGGCUGCGGUUGGAAGAGAUGGAGACAAUAGGAUUGUUCCUAUUGCUUGGGUUGUAGUGGAGAUAGAGAAUGAUACAAACUGGGAUUGGUUUGUGAAGCGUUUGGCCUUGGAUUUGAGAUUGGAAGAUGGGAACGGCUUUGUUAUAAUGUCUGACAAACAAAAAGUAAACACCUUUCUUUCAUGAUACUCAAUGAAUGUUUGAUUCUUGUUUCUGAUUUUUUUUUCUCAUCUUGUAGGGAUUAGUGAAGGCAGUUCAUACCCUCCUUCCAGAAGCUGAGCAUAGACAGUGUUGUCGCCAUAUAUACGAAAACUAGAGGAAAUGUGAAAAAGAUCUAAGGUUACAAAGGUUCUUCUGGUUCAUUGCAAGGAGCUACACUCCUGGUAUGUUCAACUACAACAUGGACGAGCUUAAGAACUAUGAUCAUGCCCCACAUGCAUCUCUGAUAAAGACAAAGCCAGAGACUUGGUCUAGAGCUUUCUUCAAGAUAGGCUCCUACUGCAAUGAUAAUCUGAACAAUUUGUGUGAGUCCUUCAACAAGACCAUCAGGGAGCCUAGGAAGAAGCCUCUGCUAGACAUGUUAGAGGAGAUAAGGCGCCAAUGUAUGACUAGGAACUACAAUAGGUCUAAGAUGAUUAAUGACAUGAAAACUAGGUUCACCCAGAAGACACAUAAAGAGUUAGACAUGGUUGAGAAGAAGUCAAAAGAGUGUAGUCUGCGUUGGGCAAUUGGACCAGAGACUGAGGUGGAGGAUAAAAACCAGUCAUAUGUAGUGAAUUUGGAGAUUGAGACUUGUGCAUGUCGAAGCUUGCAAAUGAAUGGUAUUCUUUGCAUCCAUGCUACUAAGGUCAUCCUUGGUGUGGAAAGAAAACUUUCUGAAUUUGUUGCUCCUUACUUCACAACCUCUAAGUGGCGUGAAACCUACAGUUUUGGGAUCAGACCUGUAAAUGGGAUAAUCGAGUGGCCUCGGACCAAUAGAUUAGGUGUGAUUCCACCACCUAAUCGAAAUGGCAAGCCUGGUAGGCUUAAAAACCAUGAUCGAAAGAAGGGAACCAAUGAGACAGUGUCUACAACCAAGCUGAGCCGUGCGAACAGGGUAAUGACAUGCUCUAAUUGCAAAGAAGAAAGGCACUACAGGAAUACAUGUCGGAAGGCUUUUGUUCAGAGUCCACCUAAGAAACCAAGAGGCAGACCAAGGAAAUAUCAGGGAUUACAUUUUGGCGAGUCAGAAGGUCAAUCCUCACAAGCUCAAUCCUCACAAACUCAAGCAUCACCAUGGGAAGUUCCUCAAUCUUCACAAGGUCAAUCCUCACAAUCUCCAACCAUCACGAUGGGAAGUUCCCCAAUCCUCACAAGGUCAAGCAUCACAGACAACAGCGUGGGAAAGAUGGUUCUUUUAGAUCAAUAUUAAAUGCUUUUGUUGUGUGUUGUUUAUGAUGGUGUCUCUGUCUGAAUG
Molecule: messenger RNA, 1964 nt
Organism: Brassica rapa (field mustard)
Lineage: Eukaryota; Viridiplantae; Streptophyta; Magnoliopsida; Brassicales; Brassicaceae
Molecular function (GO): zinc ion binding
Source: RefSeq, a predicted model, not a curated record